AAUGUACGCCCUUCUGCCUUCUCCGUUCCGGUCUGUUGAUAGUUUGUCCCUGACCCUUGCAUCUAACACACUUAUCGCCGAUUGCGAUCUUCUAACAAAUCAACAUUUUGCAAUCAGACUGUCUUCAGUACUGAGAUGAUCAGUGCAGUCUAGCGUGUCAACGGAUCAACAUGAAGUCAUCGCAGCACGACGCUGAACAACCACCAGCGGAAACCGCAAGGACUCUUGCGGAAUGGAAGAAACCUUUACUGGUAACGUUUACAUUUUUGGCGUUCAUCACGACUGCAUUUGCAUCCUACACGUACGUGUAUUUCAAUCGACUUAAUCAGGGGAUGGAUACCGAUGAGGCUCUGAGCAACGAGGUGUUGGAUUCCGCAAUCCUUACGUUCGAAACAGAAACGAUCGACGAUCGAGACAAUCAGAAGGUCAACCAAUGCGACGAAAGCUCUUACCGCAGCUGGGAAAUGUUCAACAUAAGCGAAACCAGUUUGAUCUACCGUUUGGACCCGAUCGAGAACAUCUUCUACUUGAAACGACCGCAAGGCCGGGAGCUGAUCGUAAAUGCUUUAGUGUGCGACGAGUUGAAAACUUUUGGACAAAAGCUGUUCUUCAAGAUAUUCGAAGAGCUGCAGGUAACAUUCGAUUUCCAUCGUGCCGAUGAGUUGACGGGACGCCUAACUGGGAUGAUAAAUAUGAAGAAAUUGUACAACCGGGAUUACGUUUGGACCUGGAGUACAUUUGACACUGAACGAUACUUCGUUAGUUUGGAGGACUCGGUGCUGUCGUAUGUCGUUAGCAGUACACACACGUUGAUUGACACUUCGAAGGAAGAACUCCUCAACACCAAAACGAUCCAGUUUGAAUGUCCCGGCGUUGAGGUUUCUAAAGAAUUUAAAUCCGUUGAAAUGGGCUGGAUGGCAGUUGGUCCGACCACCUAUCCUGAGCAGCACGCCGAGAAUCUGCUACAACUCAGCGGGGUUUUCCAAGCCAAUAAUGUGUGGCGAACUUUGGCGGAUGACUGCAUUGCAAAAUAUGUUAACUCGAUUAGAAAUUUGGAAAUUAAGUCAUAUUGCAGUUGCAACACGAGUAAAGUGAACUGUACGAAUGAUAAUUGUAACAAGAUUUGGGAGUGGCCUAAGAAAAGAUCAAUUGGCUUCAAAAUCUGGUAUCAGAAUAAUCAGUGGACUUUGGCAUAUCGGUAUGAUGAUCCAAAAGAAAGCGACGAAAUACAACUGAACUAA
This is a messenger RNA of Aedes albopictus (Asian tiger mosquito), 1241 nucleotides long. RefSeq lists its product as uncharacterized. NCBI's taxonomy places the organism in Eukaryota, Metazoa, Arthropoda, Insecta, Diptera, Culicidae. The record is from RefSeq and is a predicted model, not a curated record. Bases 171 to 1241 code for a protein of 356 amino acids. The transcript has a single exon.